This is a messenger RNA of Colius striatus (speckled mousebird), 3011 nucleotides long. It is a transcript of the gene SPRY1, whose product is annotated as sprouty RTK signaling antagonist 1. The transcript has 2 exons. The coding region runs from base 185 to 1147 and encodes 320 amino acids. Gene Ontology annotation, cellular component: cytosol; membrane. Lineage: Eukaryota; Metazoa; Chordata; Aves; Coliiformes; Coliidae. The record is from RefSeq and is a predicted model, not a curated record. Gene Ontology annotation, biological process: negative regulation of fibroblast growth factor receptor signaling pathway; animal organ development; negative regulation of Ras protein signal transduction.
ACUCCGGAACGGCGGCGGGACAGCGCGGAGCGGGCGGCGGGACGGCGCGGCUGCCUACACUGCCCGGGCUGGACUCCGCGCCGGGGCCGCCAAUGUGCCUCGGGACGCAGGCGUUCACCUUGGCCUUAGGAUUUCAGAUGCAUGCCAGGUUCCCGCUGAAUGCCAGAAGUAGAGAUCACUACAGAUGGAGCCCCAAAGUCAACAUGGCAGUGGUGGUUCACUAGUGGUGAUUCAGCAGCCCUCCUUGGACAGCCGGCAGCGGUCGGACUAUGAAAGGGAGAGCCCGCCGACAACUAUCUUGUCGCUGGACCAGAUCAAGGCUAUCAGGGGCAGCAACGAAUACACCGAAGGUCCAUCUGUGGUGAAAAAAUCUGGUCCACGGACAGCGCCGAGGCAAGAGAAGCACGAAAGGACUCAUGAAAUCAUACCAAUUAAUGUGAAUAAUAAUUACGAACACAGACCCAGCCACGUGGGGCACGGGGCGCAUCAGCAUAACGCGAGGGUUCCGGUCUUGAGCAGGUCAACCAGCACGGGGAGCGCAGCUAGCUCUGGGAGCAACAGCAGCGCUUCCUCGGAGCAAGGAUUGCUGGGGCGGUCGCCGCCGUCCCGGCCAGGCUCGGGCCACAGGUCCGACCGCACAAUCCGGACGCAGCCCAAGCAGUCGUCUCUGCUUGUGGAUGAUCUGAAGGGUCCUUUGAAAGAGGACUUGGCACAGCACAAGUUCAUCUGCGAACAGUGCGGGAAGUGCAAAUGUGGCGAGUGCACGGCCCCGAGGGCCCUCCCGUCCUGCCUGGCCUGCAACCGGCAGUGCUUGUGCUCUGCGGAGAGCAUGGUGGAGUACGGCACCUGCAUGUGUUUGGUCAAAGGGAUCUUCUACCACUGUUCCAACGACGAUGAAGGGGACUCUUUUGCGGAUAAUCCCUGUUCGUGUUCCCAGUCACACUGCUGUUCUAGGUACCUGUGCAUGGGAGCCAUGUCCUUGUUUCUGCCUUGCUUGCUCUGCUACCCCCCUGCAAAAGGAUGCCUGAAACUCUGCCGAGGGUGUUACGACCGCGUCAAUCGUCCAGGCUGCCGAUGCAAGAACUCCAAUACGGUCUAUUGUAAACUGGAGAGCUGCCCCUCUCGGGGUCAGGGCAAGCCCUCAUGAUUUUUGGAGGAAGAUUUACUUCCUCUGACUUCAGUUUUUCAGGUUGUAGCUGAUUUUUUUUCUUUUGUUUUUGUGUUUCUCCCCCUGGCCCCCCUCUUUCCUCCACCCCUCUCCCCAUUUUGGGGAGAGGCUGUCCUUUUGCUUUCCUUUCUAUCUCCUCACUUUCAAACACAGAACUUCUCUCCUUUGCAUCUUUACUCUCCUCUUCCUAUUGACUUGGCUGAGUGUGGAACGUUGUACGUAGUCAUUGCUGCUCUUUGGUAAGUGUGGACCUGAUAUCUGCAUCUGCCACUCAUUUAGGCAGGGUCUUUUGAGUUUGUAACUGAACCACUCCUGAAAGAGACAGUGAGGGCUCACUGGGCUUUUGAAGCUUCUUGCUCUGUGAAUAUCUUCCCAAAGAUGUUUUUCUUUCUCAGCAAUUUAUGGUUUGGGUUUUUUUCCUCAACCUUCCCUGGGUACCAAGGAAGAAUAACUUUCAUGAGUGAGCUGGAUUGUGAAAUCACUUUUUGUGUGUGUUCGUUUUGGAUAGGGUUGUAAAAUAAAGGCUUUACCAAAUGAAAGGCCUGAUUCUUCUAUAAGCAGCAGCCUGCUGGUUUUUUUUUUUCCCCAUUUUUCCCUCCGUGGUCUUUUUGUCUUGACUUUUGGAACAUUCUCAGUCCUGAGAAUAACCCUGCCUCCUUUUUUAUUUUUUACAUUUCAAUGUAACUUGGGGUUUUCCUACACUAUGUAGAUCUUCACAUUGGAGACAUUGUGGCUGCGACAUACUCAUUUGUUUCUUUUGCUGUCAAGCCUUUGAAGGAUAUUGCUCACUCCACCCUCCUACUCCUGUUUUUAUAGUCUCUCAGUAUCAGUUGAUAUUAAAAUUGGUGGUGUUCAUGUAUUCAAACAGCCUUCAGGUGUCAUCGAGACACCUAAACAUUCUUGAAUCCUUAAAGUUUCUUGUGAUCCUUUGGUUUAGCAAAUUUAGCUCUGCUCUGUACUUUAUAGUUUUAUUCUGUCCCUGUUUUAUUGCCUUAGCCACAAAUUGUGGUCCUUUUUUGUAUAUUUUAUGUAUAAAACACAAAGUUGAAUCCCAACUAUUUUUAAGACAAAAGUCUGUUAAAACUUUUUUUAUUGUAAAGAAUAUUUAUUAUGUGAAUCUAUUAUUUUAUGAUAUUUAUUGCAAAAGACUUUGAAAAUGUACUCAUGUCUGAAUAUAACAAAAUAUCAAUACUUAACGAAAUAAGGAUGACACGAAGAAAGUACAUAUGUUAACUAUAAUGCAGAAAAUAUAUUAAUUAAUGAAAAUGGCUCGAGUUCUUUUGUUACGAUGACAGGUUGAGAGCUACGUAUGCAUGUUGUGGGGUUGUUGGGGUUUCUCCUUGCGGUGGUUUGGGUAGCAAAUGACUCCCUAUUGAUACUUCAAAACCAUUAGUAUGUGCUCUAGUUUACCUAAUUUUAACUUUGCUAACUAUACGUCAAGUAAGUUGGGUUUUCCUUUUGCCAUGGGAUAUUUAAUGCAAUUGAAUGUACAUGUUGUGCUUGACAACGCCAGGAAGUACAGGCCGUAUUUAUUUACCAAAGCAAUGGGAAAUAACACUUGUGGAGGGGGAAAUCUUAACUUCAAGGAGAUUUUUUUGUUCCCUAAAGAAUACCAAAUUAACAUGUAAACCUAUUUUAAUUUUUCUUAUAUAGAACUUCUUGGUUGGUUAAAUUGUAUGUCAGCUGAAGUAAUGAGCCUACUGAACUCAAACUGAAACGAAAAUCAAGAGCCAGGAUAAAAAGAGAAAACAGUUGUGUUGCUGCAGUUUGCUAGAUUUGAAAUUUGGGCGGUGUGUAUGUUUGUCUAUAGCUGCCUAUAUUCUUUUCCCUCGCGUUUUCCCAA